This is a messenger RNA of Myodes glareolus (Bank vole), 2868 nucleotides long. NCBI's taxonomy places the organism in Eukaryota, Metazoa, Chordata, Mammalia, Rodentia, Cricetidae. The record is from RefSeq and is a predicted model, not a curated record.
GGGAGGCUCCGCCUAUCUGUGGCACCAGAGCCGGCUGCGCGCGCAGUUAUCGAGCGGGGCGUGGUGGAAGACCUCGCGGCCUACGCUGACGUAGCACAGCACCCUGACGUCACUUUUUCCUGUGUGACGUGAUGCAGAGCCUGAGCCUUAGGCCUCUUUGUCCCUCCUGACCUGGGUGUACCGGCAGGAUGGCCUCGCCCCUUAGGGGCAAGUCCUCCGUCCCACGAGUGGAAAGCACCCGCCACAAGGAGACUGUCCUCGUGGAGACCUCGUCCCACCGCGAGGAAACAUCAUCCCACCGCGUGGAGACGUCCUCCCGGCAGGUUCGAACGUCUUCCCGGCAGGUGGAGACGUCUCUGCGCCACCGAGAGGGGCCCUCCCUCACCCCCUCCACGAAGCGACUCCCCGGAUUCCUCGAGGUGUCCUCCCAGCACGUGGAAACCUCCUCGCAGUGCACGGAAACGUCCUCCAGCCACGUCAGGGCGUCGUCGUCCCUGCGGGUGGAGACGACUUUGCACCGUGUAGAGAGCCCAGCCAGGCGGGACAAGAAAGCUGCUCGCCAGAGUGCCAAAACGGCCCGAUGAAGCGUUGCCCAAGGACCCUGGCCCUUAGCCAGGACAGAAGUGCUUCCAGUUGCCUGCCAGCCGGCUUCCAAGAGAGCCAAGCAUCUUUGGUUUCAUGGAAUCAGCCCAUAAAUCAAUGUAAGAAACAGGCUGUGGUUUCGGGGCGCUGCCAACAUGUAUUGACAUUGCAGCACCUUAGCCCACCCUCCUAUUGACCCAGAGUACUAUUAACUUGAAGCCAGCACAGAAAGGUUUAAGACUUGCGGUACUGUAUAUACCCAGCCGAUGGACGUAGAGGCUCUUUGAGUCUCUGCACCAGCAGGAUUGUGGGAAGCCUGAAAAGAAGUAAUGGAAGUGUGGCAAUAGUACCUUCUGGUGAGGAGCAGAACAAGAGCCCUCAGAGGAAGAGGAUGUGUUGCUCUGUAGGGAACCUCUACAUCUCUUCUCUAAUGUAUGUGCUAUUUACCCCUAGAACAAAAAACUGCAAACAACCCUGAUUAAGCAGGACUCCUUGUGAGUUAAAAGUACUUGCUACUUCCAGUUACUUUUUUAAUCCUAGGGGUGCAUUGGGUUAUCCCCUAGAAUGGGGGCUUAUGUUAGAAAAAAUGUUUUAACUGUUAUAGAUGCUGUAACCACCACUACCCCGAGGCUACCCUGAUACCUCUCUACCUCAUAAAACUGCUAUUAACAAAGAGCCUUUGGAAUGUCAGUCUCUUCCAGCUUACUAAUUCUUUUUAACAUGCCCAACUGUGCCCUAAAUACAAAUGAACAGAGAGUUGCUUCUCUUUAGCAGUGCUCCUUAUUACAAAACUGGUAUGUGUCUAAUGUAACAAACUAAAUCAAAGGUUUAUAAAGAAACAUUUAAUACUGUAUCGUCUUUCCUUUCUAGCCUGGAAAUAAUGUCAGAAAUGUGUUUGUCCUUCCAACUUUUCUCCAUUAACAAAGAUUCUUGCUUCUGUUUCCUCUUUUAGUAGUAUCUGGAAGACUGGCUGAAUGUGACCUGGAAAAGCCAGACACCUGACUUCUAUCUAGAUCACUGAUGCUCCAGGAAAGGCACAAGAUCCUGGUAGAUUCUCUGUUGUCCGUCUCUUAAAAGAAAUUUUUAUCUAGGUUUCUUCCUCCACAUUCCACUUAUUCAUGUUUCAAAGCUGGAAUGGAAAGAGAGAUGCUUAGAGCAAGAAGGUGCCAAAGAAGUAAUAGAUAUGAUAAAUCCAUAUUUGCCAUAAUACUAUAUUAUACAUUCCACAACUUCAAAAUGGCACUGUGUGUUGAAGGUAAUUGUUAAUGUACCUGUUGUACUUUGUAAAUGCAUGUUAGCGUUAGCCAUGCUGGGUGUCGUCUUCACAUUGUUCUCUGUAGGAAAUAGUGCUGCUGAACCUGGCACAUGUCAUGCAGCGUUAAAGAAAAUAAGUGUGACAAUAAUGAACGAAGAGCGGCAGUCUCCAUUUGCAGUCAAGAAAGCCUCUAAUGGCACAAUCUAAAACUUGAGUUUAUUAUGCUAGGUAGUAGUUGUGUACAACUUGCCUUCAGUUGUACAGGUCAGGUUAGUUUGAAAAACUAAAUAAAUGCAAAUUCUUGGAAAGAAGUCACUUCUUAUUCUCAUAAUCUUCCUUUUUAUAUAUUACGUCAGGGUGGUUUACAAUAUCUACUGUCUGUUGUAUUGAAAAGAAAUGGCUGGCUGUUGUGGUGCACACCCAUAAUCCCAGGACAAGGAGAGGCUGAUGCAGCAGGAUUACCAUGAGCUUUAGGCCAUCCAGGGCUAUAUAAUAAUUAUCAGACUAGUCAAAGUUAUGAAGCAAGAUCCUAGCUCAAAAAAUAAAAGAAAGAAGAAAAAGGAAGGGCAAGCCCAGUAAGAUGGCUUGGAGCAUAAAGGUGCCUGCCACCAAUCCUGAUACCUGAGUUUGAUUCCAGAAACUCACAUGGUAGUAGGAGAGAACAAACCCCUGAAAGUUGUCCUGUGACCUCCACACAUAUGUCUCCCCUCACCCUUCUCACACAUACACAAUAUAUUUAAUUAAAAUUUUAAAAGGUUGGCGUUAACAGCUUCCUCUUUUCCUGAACUACUCAGGCCCUGGGAAGAACCAGGGAUCUAGUUAACAAGGUGUUUUCUCACAUCUUCACCUAGACUUUCCAGAAUUCCUGUUCCCCCAUUCUCUCUAUUGCUCCCAGCCUAGAGUGACAAGUACAGGUAUCUGAGCCCUGAAUGUUUGACCCAGCUUCUACUGUGUUAAAUAGCCUUUACCUCUGGUUCCCCUGCCUUUACCUCUGGUUCCCCUUUCCACCCCCAGUAAUCAAUGGUUAGAAC